CAAUUUGAGUGAAAUAAGAUUGAAGGCCACCGAUAGGCAUAGAGUUCAUACUGAUAAUGUCGUAGGGAAAUUUUGGUAGUAAUUCGCUGUAUGUGCUGCUAUUUUUCAAGGAAUCACGGAACCAAACGUAAAAGUGGCCUUUAAAGAAACCGUCUGCCGAUUUUCGGGGUGAUCAGGGCGUUUGCCGGGAAACUGUGAUGUGUUUUUUGUGGAUUUAAGAAAAUGGCUGUGUCGUCUUACGACCAGUUACUACAGCAAGUUGAAUCACUAAAAUCAGAGAAUUCUCAUCUACGCCAGGAGUUGCAGGACAACUCCAGCCAUCUUACCAAACUAGAGUCCGAAGCGUCAAACAUGAAAGAUGUCCUAACACAGAUACAAACAAGUAUGCAAGAUGAAGAAACCAAUGCUGAUGUUAUGUUAACCUCUGCCAACGUGCCUGAUUCUUUAGACCAAAAUUUAAAUGCUAACAUGUCUGCCAGUAAUGUGAAGUUACGCUCUAAAACACCUCGUAGUCCAUAUUCCAGUCGGUCUUCCUGUAGUGGUAGUAGUCGAUACAGUGGCUCAUCGGGAAGAAGUACACCACGAAGUAAACUAUCACUUGAAAUCGUUGCUCGGUUACACGAAUUAGAUAACGAAAGGUUACUAAUUCUACACGAUGUUGAAGGAGAGGAAAAAGAAAAAGAAUGGUAUUUUUCACAACUAAAAGCCCUGAGUCAGAAGAUUGAUACUAUGCCAUUAACAGAAACUUAUUCGUUACAGAACGAUAUGACGAGGAGACAGCUUGAGUAUGAAGCUAAGCAACUUAGGGAUGCCAUGCACCAACGGUUGGGCACGGUAGGCGAUAUGCAAGGAAAGUACGAAGCACGGAUCCAAAGGGUACGACUUUUAGAACGAGAAAUGUUGCGACUUCAACAAAGAUAUGAUGAAUUAGAACGAGAGGAGAGAGAAGAAAAUGUAAGAAGGGAUUCUGGUAGUUGUGAUUUAUAUAUGGGUAACGGUAAUGGUAACGAUUCAACCGAUGGCGGAGUACCUACCCAAACUGACCAGGGAAGUCAGGCUGCUGCUACUGGUAUAGAAGCAAGCAGACAGGGUGUCAUUAUCCGGGGACGGGAUAGUGGAUUUUUAAGCGAUACUGACGGUAAAGAACGCAAGAGCCAUGACACCAUAGUAACCACUGUAAACGGUACUCGAAUGGUUACCAUAGCUACCCAGACUUCUGAGAUCUAUGCAAACAGCAGCAAUCCCUAUGCACAUCUGUCUGCCGAUAACGGUUCAAUGCCCACUGCCGCUAACAUUAACGUACCACAGUCAAUUUAUCACGGGGCAUGGCCCAUGGACCGUGACAGCGCCCCUAUAAGGAUGAUUAAGGAGAGUGUAGAACACCAAGAGACUGCCAGUAUGGUCAGUUUUUCAAGCUCUGGUUGCUCAGGGCAACGGAAACUAAGUAAUGCUCAGCUUGGAACUAAGGUGGAGAUGGUAUAUUCUCUUCUGUCGAUGCUUGGCACACAUGAUAAAGAUGAUAUGUCACGAACAUUACUCGCAAUGUCAAGUUCUUUGGAUAGUUGUAUUGCCAUGAGGCAGUCAGGAUGCCUUCCAUUAUUAAUCCAGCUUCUACAUGGUCCAGACAAGGACUCUUUACUCGGCGACACACGUGGCAGUAAAGAGGCAAGAGUACGUGCGGCUGCUGCUUUGCAUAAUAUUGUCCAUUCCCAUCCUGAUGAAAAAAGGCGGCGUCUUGAAGCCAGGGUACUGCGGUUGCUGGAGCAGAUACGUGCAUACUGUGACUCUUUAGGAGAAAAUGCUGAUGAGGAAGAUAGUAAACAAGAAUCAACAGGCAACAGACCAACACCUAUAGAUCAUCAUCCAGGACCUGCUGUGGCAGCACUUAUGAAACUGUCAUUUGAUGAAGAGCACAGAAGUGCCAUGUGUCAGUUAGGUGGCCUUCAUGCUAUUGCUGAGCUGUUGCAGCUGGACUACAAUAUCAAUCCGAAUACCCAUGAUCAGUAUAGUGUUACAUUACGUCGUUAUGCUGGAAUGGCACUGACAAACUUGACAUUUGGGGAUGGUGCCAACAAGGCUCUUCUGUGUUCCCUUAAAGGAUGCAUGCAUGCUUUAGUCGCUCAGCUGAAAUCUGAGAGUGAGGACUUGCGUCAGGUUGUAGCGAGUGUUGUGAGAAAUCUCUCAUGGCGAGCGGAUCUACAGAGUAAGAAAGUCUUGCGUGAAGUUUCAUCUGUGACUGCGUUAAUGGAGUCAGCGCUACAGGUGAAAAAGGAGUCUACGUUGAAAUCAAUUUUAAGUGCAUUAUGGAACCUUUCUGCACACUGUACAGAAAACAAAGCUGACAUCUGUGCAGUGGAAGGUGCUCUUGCUUUUCUUGUUGAAACUUUGCAAUAUAAAAGUGCUUCAAGAACUUUGACUGUAAUAGAAAAUGCUGGUGGAAUUCUGCGAAAUGUUUCCAGUCACAUCGCCACUCGAGAGGAAUAUCGUCAAACUUUACGUGAUCACAACUGCCUUCAGAUUUUACUCAGCCAUUUGGCGUCACCCAGUUUAACAAUAGUUAGCAAUGCUUGUGGAACCCUUUGGAAUUUGUCUGCACGGAACCAAAAAGACCAAGAAUUACUUUGGGAUUUGAAUGCUGUUAGCAUGCUGCGCAAUUUGGUGAAUUCGAAACACAAAAUGAUUGCCAUGGGUAGCUCAGCAGCUUUGAGGAAUUUGCUCGCUGCUCGACCGGAAUUUGUAAAAAGUAAGGAUUUCCCAACAAAAGAUGGAAUGCCAUCAUUGCAUGUCAGAAAACAGCGUGCACUGGAGGCAGAUAUUGAGAAGAAUCUUGCUGACAAUAACCCUGAGCUUGAAAGUCCAAAGACGCAUCCAAGAGACAAUAAAAGUGAAACAGAUGUAAAGGAUUCUACAAGAAUACUGCCAAGAAGAUUAUCUUUAAGACCCAAAAUGUUUAGUCCUGGGACAGAACUAUCACGCACGCAAGACAACAGACACCGCUCACGAUCACCACGUGGACACUCACCGAAUAGAGUACGACCUCAUAUCAUGGAUAACAGAUUAGCAAGUGAAAGAUCACGGUCGUCAAGCAUCGAGAAUCAGGAAUUGGAUAAUGAUAACAGAAAUAUUCUUGAUAACAAAAAAGAACCAGAGGAUAACAAAAAGGUGGACUCACUUGAAAAAAGAGGCGGUAGACAGAAAGCAAACAAGGCUAGCACAAGAAGCAGGAUAGCCAAGGUCAUGCAGGAAGUUGCAAUGCAUGCUGGGAUAACAGAAACAAAUAAGAAGAAGGAACUGGAAGAAAAGAAGUCUGUCCACAAAAAAAGCAAACCAACCAAUGUAAAAUCGGUGCAGCCAGCUCACAAGAAACCACAUUGUACCCGUUCAAACUCCUUUACAUUUACAAACUCUGAUGCGUCAAAUCUGACUAGUCGGUCAAAUUCCUUCAGUUUCGGCAUUGACCAAGGCAACCAGAUGUAUAGUAGUAACAAACGGACUUCCAAUGAAAGUAUAAACAGUGUCACUAGUGAUAUUUAUCCAGUUGGAGCCCAUACGCGAUUGCCAUAUCGACGUCCUCCAAUUGAUCAUUCUUUUUCUGUUGAUGAUACUUUGAAUGCUCUAUCUAAUCAACCAGACAAGCGUUAUGACUACCAUCAUGCAAUUCAGAAAGUAGAGGAUGAUUUAGAAGGUGAUAUGGACACUACAAUUAACUUUAGUCUCAAAUAUUCAGAUGAGAGCAUCACACCAGGCAGACAAAGCCCAACAGUGGAGGUAUAUCAGCAUGAUCAAAUCCAGAAACCAAGUCGUGAAAACUACCUCAAUGUAUCUGAUCAUUAUGAUAGGAUGUUGAGAAGCGAUGGACCUAACAAAUACAGGCUGACAUACGAUGAAGCUGAAAACCCUGAAGAGCCAGAAUUCAAUCAAUAUCCUGAAGAGCAGCCAAUACAAGGGAAACCAACUACUGAUUUCACUGUUCAGUGUCAAGACUGUAAUAUGCCGCACAGGCACCGUGAGAGCAUGGCAAGUGGUCACCUGUAUUCUGAAUGUGCUUUAUAUAAUAAUCAGCAGUACCGACCUCCUGCACCAGUUAAUGAGUCUUAUAAACCAGAUUUUGAGUCUGAUAGGCCUACGAAUUAUAUACAGUAUUCGGAUAGCAGUGCAUCAUAUGAAGAUCCACAUGAUGACUUUGCCUGUGGUGAUCAACCCACAGAUUUCACUCAGAAAUAUGCGACUGACCUUCCAGAUUCCUUUGAAACUGAGCAUAUGCCCCCAGAUGAUAGUGCAAUGCAGCCAAUCAAUCCUGUUGAAGAUGCUGAGUCAAAUGGAUGUACUGUUAGUGCCAAGAAACAUAAUGAAAAGCUGACUAAUUAUUGCUUGGAAGACACUCCAGUGUGUUUCUCAAACUGUUCUUCUCUGAGCUCUCUUCAUAGUAAUGAUAUUGAUGAAAGUGGGGAGCAGAUAGAACAUCCAUCAGUUAUUGAUAACACUGCUUCUGUCAGGGUAGAAGAUUCAAUGCCAAGCAACAAGAAGGUGCAAUCUGAGAUGAUAGAAGAUGACGAAGAUCAGAAUGCUUCAACUGAAGAGGUCUCUGGAUCUGGUACAUAUACUCCAGAUACCACAGAUCUUCAUCAUGAAGACAAGGAACUGAAAGAAGAUAACUUUAUUGAAGAGACACCACUUGUUUUCAGUCGCUGCAGCUCUUUGAGUUCUUUGAGCAGCUUUGAAUUGCAUUCUCUACAUGAUGACCGAAGUUCUGUCUAUAGUAGUCAUCGUGCUAGUGAAGUUGUCAGCCCGAGUGAUCUUCCAGAUUCUCCAAGUGAGCCAAUGAUACCAAGUCCCAAGAGAAUAAUUUCCAAACCUAAACAGACUGCUCAACAACACAAUAUAUUGUCAAAACUACCCACUGCGCUUCCUAAACCAGCUGAUGAUGCAUCUGUUGAAUUUUGCACUGAAGGCACUCCAUUAGCAUUCUCUGGUGCUACAAGCCUCAGUUCUCUGAGCAUAGAAGGUGAAGAGAGAAUAGUAAUGGACCCUGAGCUGAAAACUAACCAUAAUGAUAGUACUACAGCAACUAUUGGAACUGAUGCUAACACUUCUAGACAGGACAUUGCUGAUGUGGAUCUUUCAGGGGAAACUACCGAGGCUGAACAAAGCAUUCUUGAAGACUGUAUAUUUUCUGCCAUGCCUCCUAAAAAGCAAACAAGCCCCAAAAGUAAAGUGAGAUCAAAGCUCCAAAAGUCUGCAUCGUCUCCACAUACUACAAAGCAUGUGAGCUUCAGUCAACAUGUGUUCAGCCAGGAUGCUCCACAGACCUUCUGCACGGAAGACACACCAUUAAAUUUCUCAACUGCUACAUCUCUGAGUGACUUGAGCAUUGAAGAUAUUGAGAUCAAACAGGGAGAUGAUGGGAAAAUGACAAUUGGAAAUCCCACAGAAUUGCAAUCUGUGGAAACUAGAACUGUUGAACCAGAAACACCGAAACCAGCUGCACCUGAGGUACCAGAAGAUCCAAGAUCAGAGACAAGUUCUGUUUUGAAUGAGAGUGACAGCAACAUGCUGGCUGAGUGCAUCAAUUCUGCCAUGCCAAAACCAAGGAUAAAUAAAGCGAAGUCAUCAUACCUCAAUAAGCGUAAAGCACCAAAAAUCAGCCCAAAGCCGUUAGUGAGAACAAGUCAUCCACCCCCAUCAUCUUCUAGAGCUAACUCAGCUAAAGGUUCUACAAUGAGAACACCUUCCACUGUGCCUUCAUUAUUGCCUGUAGCACAGAGUACAUGUAUACCACCUAUUGUCAAGAGCUGGAACACAUACACACCUCCAGACACUAUGACAACCUAUUGCACUGAAGGCACACCACUCAACUUUUCAACUGCUACAUCUAUGAGUGAUCUUUCAGUUGAUUCUCCUCAGAAUGAGGAUGUUGUUAAUGGCAACACUGCUCCAAAGCCAGACCAGCCAGUAAGUAGAGAGAAUUUGGACUCUGUACCCAAAAUGCAAAUGAAUAGGACAAUGCAUGUCAUGGCAAGUUCUGGAUCAUCUCCAUAUGAUUCCCCACAGGCAUUUGCAGUAGAAGGGACACCCAUGUCAUUUUCAAGAAAUGAUUCUCUGAGUUCUUUGAGUUGUGAUGAAGAUCUUGAUUUGGGAGAGCACACAACAACUCUGAAGGGUCUUACAUCUGUGAUGCAGACUGAUGUUGUUGCCAAUCCCGAACAGUCAAAGAAAAUGCUUCCAAAACCAGUGAUGAGAAAAACCGAAACUGGUGUUAAAAGAAUGAACCAAAGCAAAGUAGGAAAUACUUCUAAUAAUGUAACUUAUAAUCCGAGACGAGCGUCAGAUGAGGUUCCUGCAAAUUUUACUGUUGAAGACACGCCACUUUGUUUUUCAAGAAACUCAAGUCUCAGCUCUCUUAGUGACAUCGACAAUAAUGAUGGUUUGACAGAAAACCAAUCUGAACAAUCUGCUGAUGUGGCACUCCCAAGCACAAAUGUUAAAUCCAAAGAUAUGCCAAGAAACUUUGCUGUGGAAGAUACGCCUGUCUGCUUCUCAAGAAAUAGUUCUUUGAGCUCAUUGAGUUUAGAAUCUCUCAAUCUAGACCCUACUCCAAGUGAACAAGCAUUGUUGAAUGACUGCAUCAAUGCAGCUAUGCCUGCACCCAAACCUAAAAAUUCAAGACAAAACAAAGGAAGUAAGCUGCCAGCUUGUCAACCUAUGAUAAUAAAACCGAAUGGCAAUACUAAUGGUCACACACACAGACAAAUUCCUAAACCAGGUGAAUUCCGUAAGGAACAACAUGAAUUUGAAAGUGAAAGACUGGCGAAACCUCAAGGAGAUUUUGAACUGGAAAAUAACCCUGCAGAUAUUGUGAAUCAAAGCCAGGAUCAACAACCUCCUAUUAAACGACGUCCAUUAAUCUGCAAGCCUGGGGAUUCUGUCAGCAAAAUAAGAUUGCAAGAACUUGAAGAAAAAGAAUCUGAACCAAGAACUUUGAAAGGUGGUAAAAAGGUCUAUAAAAGUCCAUAUGCUCAAAAUGGCAGAGCAAGUUCAGUUCCAAGAAGUACACCUAGUACAGUUACCUCAGGUAUUCCUCAAAGACAAGGUACUCCUGCCGGGAGGGGGCGUGGAGUAUCGCCACAUACAAAAAACGCUGCUAGCAAGGCUAAUGGGCGAGGAAGAGCAACAAGUGCUCCUGCUACAAGAUGCUCAACACCAACUCCAGGUUCAAGAAAUUCUACGCCUCCACCUGGAACAAGAAGUGCCGGUGCAACCCCUCGAGGAACUCCACCAAGAACAGCAUCACCAUCAUUGCGAAGUGGUGCACAGAUUGCUAGGCCAGCUACAACAACUCAACGCACAGCUACUGCCAGUAGUAGAACUGUUUCCACCUCUGCCAUUAUUAAUCGUUCUGGGCCAAAUAGAACACCUGUGGCUUCUGGUCCCAAAGCUGCAGUUGCUAAAAGUGCAAUUCCAAGGACGGGCUCACCUGUCAAAAAUAUUCCACUUGCAGGAGCAGCUACAAAACCUCCACUAGCAUCUACAGCUACAAGAAAUACAAAUUCUGCCUAUAAGCGUAACACUACUUCUGUUAACAAAACUACUCCAGCAAGCGGCAUCGCAAAACCAGCAGUAAAAACCACCCCAAGAAAAACUUCAACAACAUCAAACACAGCACCAACAUCCAGAACAGGGUCACCUGCUACAAGAGGAGCUGCAAAAUGUGCAUCACCUUCUACAAAUGGGAACAGAUCUGGUGUAUCAAGUGCAGCUGCCAGUAGGUCCUCUUCACCAGCUGCUCGCACCACCACCACAAGAAGCAUUAGUGGCCCAAGAGUUAGUAAUAAUAACUCUCGUCAAAAUUCCCUGUCCAGGACAUCCUCCAAGGACAGUGUUACCAGCAGUGUUGCAAGUAAAUCGCCACGAAAUUCGAUCUCGUCACCAAGUCCAAAAACAAUGUCCCCUACACCUGCACGAAGACAGCUUAUUAAACCUGUCUCUUCCACGAGUAGGUCAAUUCCUACCAGAUUGCAAAUGAACGGCAAGCAGAGCCCUGCAACAUCUAAGCAGAAGCAAACGGAAAAUUCUCAAAUUGCAAAGACUAAUUCAUCCAAACAAGGAACUAAUAAAGCAAACAAUGUUACUACAGCUGACAAAAUACCACAACUGCCAAAACUUCAGAAACAGUCUACCUUUACAAAGGAAAGUCCUUCUCAGGCAGGAACAAAGGCAGCUGCUGCAAAUGCUGCCACUGGAGUUUCAAAUGAAUCUGCUUCAAAAAACGAAGAAGCAUCAGAGGUAAAACCAACUAUGCAGAGAGUGAGCCCGUGGAGGAGAACAAGUCCUGUUGAAUCCCGACCAACAGAGCUGAAUAUUGCUCCUGGUAAGCAACCAAAUGUCUGGAAGAAAACCAGAGAGACACCAGAGCUUCCAGAAACACAGAACUUGAGUCCAAACAGUUUAAAACUAAAUAGUGGAUCAGACACUGGAAGUAGCCAGUCAAGUCCUACAAAAAGGCGUUAUGUUUCAAAAAACGAGUAUGAUAUUCCUGUGAUCAAUUAUGGAGGAAAUAUAUCAUCCCCAGCCUCUGAUGCAAGUCCUGGUGAGAUAUGGGUAAAACGUGAAAACUGUCCAAUCAAUUCACCUACAGCAUCCAGGCCAUCGUCGCUCAGGAUGGGAUCACAGGAAGGAAGUAUAGCCAGUUCUCCAAGUGGCAGCCUUCAUAGAAUCAUUUCUCCAGUUUCACAAAGAACAAGCCUAUCUGGAGGAAGCAGCCUACAAAAUGUACGGUCAAAUGAUUCUAGUGCUGAUUACCAGUCUUCGGAAACUUCUGAGAAGCAAGAAAAAAAUGAUCACCGGAAGUUUGUAGCAUUGAAGAGAAAUGACAGUCUGAAGAAUAAGCGAAUAAGUACACAAAGCAUAAACAGUGAAAAUGAGAAAACCCAAUCUGAGGGGUCUUCACCCUCACCAACAAACAAACAUUCCCCAAGAGGAUCUCCAAAAAAGAACAAGAAGAAGUCAAAAAACGACUACGGUUCAGGUUCCUGUGGGGCGGCCCCAAAUGAUGAUCAUGAACAGCAAGAUGUCAAAGCCUAUGAUGUCAUUAGCGAUAACUUUGAAGAUGAAGGCAUCAUGGGAAUUGACAUGGAGCUUGAACCAGAGCUCAUCUCUGAUAGUGAUUUGCUGGAAGAUGAAGAAGAACCAGAAGAGGUUCUAGAUGAUCAACAUCUUUUUGAAGAAGAGGAGGAGGAGGAAGAUUACGAUGAAUCAAUAUUUCAAGAUGAUGAACAGUAUGAUAUGACAGAACCUGAACCAUCAAAAAACGACGCAGCUCCCCAAGAGCAUCCGCCCCAGGAAAAGCGUCAAGUACAACAUGAAAAUAGGCUGAACUCUUUUAUACUUAUCAAUGAUAGUGACAAUAGCAAUGAACAACAAGUGACUUCACCAACUGAGCAACCUGAACCAACAGCAACCCAAUGGAGAAGGAAAAGCAGUAGCAGAGAAAACAGUACAGAAUCUGAACCAGCAUCACCCAAACCACAGAAAAUGCCUGCCACCAGAAAACCACCAUUGAGCAAUGGCAAACCAGCCUCACAAACUGUAAAGCCUGUAAUGGUUUCUCCUUUCAACUACACUGGACCACUGCCAUCUAAAUCACAACAACAGUCCUCAAGUCAACAACCCAGUCAGCCAAUGAGCCCAGAAGGAACCCCAACCAGACGAACCAUGAUUCCACGACCAGUUAGUGUCAGGGGAGGAGGAUGGAGACCAAAUAAGAAAGGAGAAAAUGAGGAUGAUGAUGAUAGUUCUCAAAAUGGAAACUCAAGAAGUUUCAUGGUCACAUCUGUAUGACUAGUGUAGUCACUUCCCACAUAGUUUGAAUAGCUGGAUUAAGUUAGCUCUUGUUAAGUUUAUGAGGUUUCCAUUGGUGCUCGAUUUCAAAAAUUCCAAGGCUGCUGGUUCGGCCUUAGUCCCUAAGCCAGUCUGUGUGGGCAUCAUCAAGAGUUACGAUCUUCGUGUCUUCAAUCAUAAUGUUCAAUUCAUUAUGUAGAAAACAUUUCACACAGGACAUUUUGUAUCAGUUAAAUAAUGAAAAAUGACAUUUUAUAGAACAUUACUCAUACUGAUGAUGAUGUAGUGGAUUGGGGCCAAGUUAAUGAAAUCAAUAGUUUUUUAUGUAACCUCAUUGACAAUGUUUCCAUUAUAUAUAACCUGACACUCGUCAACCAAUUCUGAUAAAUUGAUUUUUCUAGUAUCAUUUGGAGAGGGUUUGUCAAUUCAUGCCCCUGCUAUGUGUAUAUAAUAAGUGUUAUUCAGGUUGGUG
This is a messenger RNA of Saccoglossus kowalevskii, 10309 nucleotides long. Its product is annotated as adenomatous polyposis coli. Gene Ontology annotation, biological process: negative regulation of canonical Wnt signaling pathway; pattern specification process; cell fate specification. Gene Ontology annotation, molecular function: microtubule binding; beta-catenin binding; gamma-catenin binding. Gene Ontology annotation, cellular component: catenin complex; beta-catenin destruction complex; cytoplasmic microtubule. The record is from RefSeq and is a predicted model, not a curated record. Lineage: Eukaryota; Metazoa; Hemichordata; Enteropneusta; Harrimaniidae.